AUGGAGAAGCGAAAGCGCCAGGCAGUCCACGGGCGGCGGGGACCGACGGGUGGGUUUCCUGGCCUACCCACGCCCCCCCCGCGGCCGCACCGCAGCCCCGAGGCCGGAGCGGGGCGAGGGGCUCCCGGAGAGGGGUCCGUUACCUGUGCGGGCAAGCCCGCCCGGCCCGCGGCGGAGCGUCAUGACGCGCCAUGCAAAGCGGGCGGGGAGAGAGGGUGGUUUGGGUCAGCCCCGGCGGGGGGCGGCCGCUCUCCUCACCUCCUCUUCGGCCCCCUCCGCCUCCUCCUCCGGAGCACCGGCGUGCUGCUGCCUCCCUCGCUGCGGCGGCCGCCGAGCCGGGGGGGACAUGGCGGCGGGGCGCCCGCUGGCGGUGCCUGCGGGCUGGGCAGCCGCAUUAUCCCGCCGCCGCCGGGCGCUGCCUCCCGGUCGGCCGGGCGGGCGGCGGGGCGGCGCGGGCGGGCGGGCGGCGCGGCGGCAUGCCCCCAGCCGCGGCUCGGCGGGCAGCUGGGCCCGGCCGCCGGCCCCGGCCCGCUGCACGCGCAGCGCCGCUACACGCGGCGGAGGGCGGCAUGGCACUCGGGACUCAUUUUUCGUUUUUGUUUUCUCCUGUCCCCUUUAUCCUUCCAUAGGUUGGUUCAUCUGGCCAUUAUCCACUGUGUCCCAGCUGUAGCACUCUGCUGCAUUGCUCAGCUACCCAGGGAGGUGCUGGAGAUACAAAAUGAUCUUUUCCAGACCCCGCUCCAUCUUGCUGUGUACCUGGAGCAGCCCCACGUGAUCCAGGCACUGAUCCACAAGGGAGUGAACCCCGGGCUGCAGGACCGCAAUGGCAACACCCCGCUGCACCUGGCCUGUGAGCAGCAGCACCUGCAGUGCGCCCAGCAGCUGCUGGGGAGCACAGCCCCACCGGAGGGCACAGCUCAGCCCCACAGGCACCACCAGGACCUGCAGCUCCAGAACUGGCAAGGCUUGGCCUGUCUCCACAUCAGCACCUUGAAGGGGAACAUCCCAAUGAUGUCUCUGCUGCUGGAAAGUGGUGCCAACAUCGAUGUUCGGGAGGGCACGAGUGGGAAGACCCCCUUGCACCUGGCUGUGGAGUGCCACAACCGCAAGGCUGUCCAGUUCCUGCUGCGCAACGGGGCGUAUGUGGAUGCCCAGAUGUAUAAUGGUUGCACCCCGCUCCACCUGGCUGUGGGCCGCAAGGAUGCUGCCAUUGCCGCCAUCCUCUCACACUCUGGGGCUGACACUCUGCUGAGGAACAUGGAGAAUGAGACAGCCCAGGACCUGGCUGAUGGCAAUGAUGAUCUCCUCGCCUUGCUGCCCUUCGAUGACCUGAAGAUCUCAGGGAAGCCUGUUGUGUGCUCUGAAUGAGCAGCUGGACUCCUUUGGCCCAUUGGGCUGCCUCCUUGCUCCGUGCUGCUGCCUGCUGGAACCUUGCCUGCCUGCAGUUCCAUAGGAGCAGAGUCACUCUGGGAGACUUAUUCCCCCGCCCCUCUGCUCUUUGGAGAAGUUUUGUUGGCCUCAGGCUGCCUUCCCAGACAGAAGAAAGUGGCAUUUUGAGCACUACACAGGGGAGGCUUUUCUUUCAGUAUCUGUACACUGCAGCAGGACUGAAUUUCCCCUCCUGGCCAUGGGCCUGACUUGUGGGGGGGUCUCCAGCAUAAACAGGGAAGGAGCAGGAGAGGACUCGUUUUCACACUGUUCGGUGGAUGGAGCAUCCUCUGGCACCCCCAAACGCCAUCAGAAUAAAUGUGGGGUGAGGAGAGUCUACACUCACUCUAAUAAAUGUUUGUUGUUGC
Molecule: messenger RNA, 1796 nt
Organism: Manacus vitellinus (golden-collared manakin)
Lineage: Eukaryota; Metazoa; Chordata; Aves; Passeriformes; Pipridae
Gene: NFKBIE
Product: NFKB inhibitor epsilon
Exons: 6
Coding region: 1-1368 (455 amino acids)
Molecular function (GO): protein binding
Source: RefSeq, a predicted model, not a curated record